Messenger RNA from Strongylus vulgaris, 699 nucleotides. The record is from the annotation of a GenBank genome assembly. NCBI's taxonomy places the organism in Eukaryota, Metazoa, Nematoda, Chromadorea, Rhabditida, Strongylidae.
GGGAAGAAUUGCCCAGAACCACCUUCUAAAUCGUUAAACAACGAACCAGAUGUUUGGCAUUUAUCCAAUUUUUGUGCGGGCUUGAUGAAAGCAGUUGUUGGUAACUUAGAUUUUGAAACCAAACAGGAACUCUUCGAGGUCAUCUUAGCACCUUCUCAAAGUGGCGUUCCCGGUCAUAUGUGGAAUAAUAGCGUAUUUUUACUAAUUUUCUUUGGCCUUUUGCUCAUCGGUAUCAUCUUGUUAGCUAUUUUUAUCUAUAGGCUUGUAACAAAAUGGACUAAAUACAGAAGAAGGAUGAAAAGAAAACCAAGAACACUUCUAGGCACUGCCUUUGUGCUAAUUUUGGGCGUGGUGUCUUCAGGCUGUCUAAUUGGAAUAAUCUUCAGAUGGUCUGCCCAUUUCAAAAAUGCUACACAAAUGCGAGAAGCUUUGUUAGCACAUUCGGCUGAUAGCUCAUAUUUUGCUGCAUACUCGGCAGCAAUGUCAUGCAGUACAUCUGUAGCUAAAGAAACUUCAUUGUCAAUGUUCAAAAAGCAGUAUGGUUCUCUUGGUGCUGCUCUUGACAACUACACAGAGGUUUUAGAGGUGUUGCAACUUUCAAGAAAUUACCUUGAUAGAUUAGUAAAUCUAGUAGAAAAAUGCAAAGUAAAAGGAUCGGGCGACUUACAGGAAUUGGACUCAGCAGAAGAGGAAGCUUGA